Messenger RNA from Ceutorhynchus assimilis (cabbage seed weevil), 953 nucleotides. The record is from the annotation of a GenBank genome assembly. NCBI's taxonomy places the organism in Eukaryota, Metazoa, Arthropoda, Insecta, Coleoptera, Curculionidae.
UGGGAUUUACGACGGCGGCGGGAAGAACAACGGAAGACAUAUUUUUUACCAGCAUGAAAUUUAGAUUAAUAAUUUUACACAAAUCAACAGACAUCAAAGGUUUUAAAAACAAACUGGCAGCCAUCUUGAUUUAAAAAAACCCGGUUCAAGUGCCAAGGAGUAAAACUGGAGUAAGUGCAAGUAGCCAAGGUGUUUGACUAAUCUCAGCAGUUUUAAUUUAUUUUAUUCGGUAAAACGAUAAAAAAAUGAGAUCGAUUUUAAUAACUGGAUGUAAUCGCGGAUUAGGUUUAGGACUUGUCAAACAACUAGUGAAAACUAAAUUUUCGCCAAAAUAUGUCAUAGCAACUUGCCGGAACAUCGAAAAUGCAAAGGCGUUGCUUCCUGUUUUAAAAACAGCGGCUGCAAAUAAUGCUGAUGGUGCACUUGGUAGCAAAAAGGCUGCAGUUAUAAAUAUGACCUCGAUAUUGGGAUCGAUAGCUCAAAAUAACGAUGGAGGAUUGUAUCCCUAUCGUUGUUCAAAGGCUUCUAUCAAUAUGGCUACUAAAUCUCUAAGCAUCGAUUUGAUUAAAGAUGGCAUCUUGGCGACCUGCGUCCAUCCUGGAUGGGUGAAAACGGACAUGGGAGGUAAUGGUGCGCCAAUGACGAUAGACUCUAGCUGUUGCAGCUUAGUUCAAUUCGUGGAAAAUUUAAGUGAAAAACAUAAUGGAGGAUUCUUUCAGUGGGAUGGGAAACAACUGGAAUGGUAAUAGUGAUAAUAUUUAUGAGAUGUAAAUUAGUAAAUUUGGCAGUGUAAUGAUAUCAGCUUUACGCUUUCCUGUCAUAAUUUUAGUGUAAGUAGAGUUUUCAAACGCGCCCUUAGCAUAACACAUACAUUAGAAACAUAAUCCUCACUUCUGAUCUGAUUAUUAUUGGUGUUGUCCCUAAUAAUUUACGGGUGCUUAUUUUCGAUAAUU